Cuscuta epithymum is the source of this 1837-nucleotide messenger RNA. Lineage: Eukaryota; Viridiplantae; Streptophyta; Magnoliopsida; Solanales; Convolvulaceae. The record is from the annotation of a GenBank genome assembly.
ACCCACCCCACCAGCACAAUGUUCGGAGCGAGUUACACUCACGUCCCUUCAAACUCGCUAUAUAUAUACGCGCCUAAACAAUUGCCCUCUGACCAUAACUCCCCCUCCCUCUUCCAUUUUCUUUGUUCCCAGAUCCAGCUUUCAUUCCAAUCCAUUCCUGAAAUGGAGACCUUCUUGUUCACCUCCGAGUCGGUGAAUGAAGGACACCCAGACAAGCUCUGUGACCAAGUCUCAGAUGCCAUUCUGGAUGCAUGCCUGGAGCAAGACCCAGACAGUAAGGUUGCCUGUGAAACAUGUUCAAAGACGAAUAUGGUGAUGGUUUUUGGAGAAAUCACAACAAAGGCGAAAGUUGACUAUGAGAAGAUAGUGCGUGACACUUGCCGGGGCAUUGGGUUUACCUCAGCUGACGUUGGUCUCGAUGCAGACAACUGUAAAGUCCUGGUAAACAUUGAGCAACAGAGCCCUGAUAUUGCCCAGGGUGUCCAUGGUCAUUUCACAAAGAAGCCUGAAGAUAUUGGGGCUGGUGAUCAGGGUCACAUGUUUGGUUAUGCUACCGAUGAGACACCUGAGCUCAUGCCACUAACCCAUGUGCUUGCUACCAAACUUGGUGCGAAACUCACGGAGGUAAGAAAGAACAAGACUUGCCCGUGGUUGAGACCCGACGGCAAGACCCAGGUCACAGUCGAGUAUAGGAACGAUAGCGGUGCUAUGGUCCCACUCAGGGUCCACACCAUCCUCAUAUCGACCCAACACGAUGAGAAUGUCACAAAUGAGCAGAUCGCCAUUGAUUUGAAAGAACAUGUGAUCAAGCCGGUGGUUCCCCGCCGAGUAUCUUGAUGACCAGACCAUCUUCCACCUCAACCCGUCAGGUCGGUUCGUCAUCGGCGGGCCCCACGGGGAUGCUGGGCUCACAGGUCGAAAGAUUAUCAUCGACACGUACGGCGGGUGGGGCGCGCAUGGUGGGGGAGCCUUCUCGGGGAAGGACCCUACCAAGGUGGACCGGAGCGGGGCCUACAUCGUAAGGCAGGCGGCAAAGAGUGUGGUGGCAUCGGGACUCGCCCGCCGCUGCCUCGUCCAGGUCUCUUAUGCUAUUGGGGUUGCUGAACCGCUAUCUGUGUUUGUCGACACGUACAAGACAGGGAAGAUUCCGGACAGGGAUAUAUUGGUUCUCAUUAAGGAGAACUUUGAUUUCAGGCCAGGGAUGAUCACGAUCAAUCUUGACCUGAAGAGAGGUGGCAACUUCCGGUACCAGAAAAACUGCAGCUUAUGGUCACUUUGGGCGAGAAGAUCCUGACUUCACCUGGGAGACUGUCAAGAUCCUUAAGCCCAAAGCUUGAAGUUCUUGAAAUGAUUAACCGUAUAAUUUUUCUGCAAAAGGGGUUUCCUGCAGCCAUCUCUUCUUCUGGUUGUUGAUUAAUAAGCACCACUCUUGGUUCAAAACGUUUUAUUAGUUACCUGAUCUUAAGAUUUCUUCUGAUCAGACGUUUUUUUCCAUUUUUAUUUUCUUUCAGGGGUUCUAAGUGUUUCUACUUUGAUUUGUAUCUCAUUAUACCAAAGAAAUUGGUGUGAUUCUGGGUGUGUUUUAUUUUAUUAGAUCCAAGAUUGUUGAAAUCAUUGUGUUUUUUGGUUACUUGUUGUGAACUACACCAUUCAUCAAUGUCAAAUAUGCAUUCGGCUGGAUAUAUCUUUCUGCUAUUAGUAUUCUCUCUUUGUUUCCUUUUUUGUUAUUUAAAACAUGAUCAUCAAUGGGAAUUGUGCAUCGGCUGGAUUUGUCUUUCUGCUGUUAGUACUCUCUUUGUUCCAUUUCUGUUACUUGAAAAAUGGUUCACAAUAUUCC